Messenger RNA from Trichoderma breve, 1557 nucleotides. Its product is annotated as major facilitator superfamily domain-containing protein. Gene Ontology annotation, cellular component: plasma membrane. The coding region runs from base 1 to 1557 and encodes 518 amino acids. Gene Ontology annotation, biological process: allantoate transport; transmembrane transport; dipeptide transport. The record is from RefSeq and is a predicted model, not a curated record. NCBI's taxonomy places the organism in Eukaryota, Fungi, Ascomycota, Sordariomycetes, Hypocreales, Hypocreaceae. The transcript has 4 exons. Gene Ontology annotation, molecular function: allantoate transmembrane transporter activity; dipeptide transmembrane transporter activity.
AUGCAUUCGACAGAAACGAAAGACGGCACAAGCAACAAUCGGGCUGAUGUUGAGAAGAAUGAGACCGUGGCUGAUUUUGAUAUUGGGAAGCACGAGACCGUUGGUGUCCAUGAUGGAGAUGAAGCAAUGGCAGCAUUUCAAGACGGCCAGGUUGUGGACGUUGACGAGGCUACCAACAAACGGCUGCUCCGCAAGAUCGACCGGCAUAUCCUACCUAUAAUGUGCGCGGUAUAUUGUAUGAACUACCUGGACAAAACAACUCUUUCAUACGCCAGCAUCAUGGGACUGAAGGAGGACGUCCACUUGGUAGGGGACAACUACCAGUGGUUAGCGUCGCUCUUCUACUUCGGGUAUCUUACAUGGGAAUGGCCUACGGUACGUCUGCUACAGAGAUUGCCAAUUGCCAAAUACUCGGGGUUCUGUGUUAUCUGCUGGGGCGUGACUCUUGCCCUAUUCGCAGUUGUUCACGAUUUCAAGGGCGCCGCCAUCAUUCGAUUCCUUCUCGGAGCUUUCGAGUCAGCGGUGACUCCGGGUUGGGCUCUCAUCACAUCCCAAUGGUACAAAAGGUCUGAGCAGGGGUCCAGGACAGGACUGUGGUUCAGUUUCAAUGGCUUUGCUCAGAUCUUCGGCGGUGUCAUCGCCUACGGCAUCGCUGUUGGUGGCGAGAGGGACAUCUACACUAUUCAACCUUGGAGGAUCCUCUUCAUCCUCACAGGGUCACUCACUUUUGUUCUUGGCAUCAUCUUUCUGAUAGUCGUCCCGGACAAUCAGCUCAAGUCGAGGUGGCUUAAUGAGACUGACCGAGUUCUCGCCGUGGCAAGGGUCAGAGUCAACCAGCAGGGAAUCGGCAACAAGCAUUUCAAGACGUAUCAAUUCAAGGAGGCCCUUAUGGACCCCUUGGCCUGGGCAUUUGCUUUCUAUAGCAUUGCUUCCAACAUACCAAAUGGGGGCAUCAGCAACUUCUUUAGUCAGCUCAUCGUCUCGUUUGGCUACAGUCCCACACAAUCUCUGCUUCUUGGAACCCCCGCCGGUGCCGUUCAAGUUGUCAGCUUGUUGCUUAGUGGUUACUAUGGCGAUAAAUACAAAAAUCGACUAUUGGUAUCACUUGGUGGACUGAGUUUGGCAGUACUGGGAGCCAUCCUGCUCGUUGCAUUGCCAGAUGCUGCAAAGGCGGGUAAGCUUGUCGGUUACUACUUGACUCUGGCUGGGACAACGCCAUUCGUGGCACUAUUGAGUCUAAUUUCUUCUAAUAUUGCCGGAUACACCAAGAAGACCACUGUGGCUGCUAUGUAUCUGAUCUUCUAUUGUGCCGGCAACAUCAUUGGCCCUCAAACCUUUCGCCCGGCGGAUGCACCUGGGUUUAUCCCGGCUAAAGUCACCAUUCUUGUCUGCUAUGUCCUUUGCAUGAUAGAUGUCAUCUUUAUUUGGUGGUAUUGUAGACGAAUGAACCAAAAGAAGGCAGCCCUUAGAGCGGAACCCGGAUACAUAACGCAAGAGAACUCUGAGUGGUUGGAUUUGACGGAUAAGGAGAACCCUGAAUUUACCUAUACUCUAUGA